UUAACGUUAAUCCACAACUAAACGACACAAUAAAUCCUCUUCUUAUUCUGGUCAAACUCAAACCUCAAUUCCAUAUAAAAACCCAGAACAAGCCCGCAUUCAAACUCACCCCCAAAAUAUCUCAGAAACAACAAUAAAAGAAAAGGUUCAGUUUUACGAUGAUCGGGAAUUCCUCGUCCUGGUCUCGGCUUGAAGACAAGCUCUUCGAGCGAGCACUUGUCAUCUUUCCCGAGGAAUCCCCAAACCGAUGGCAAAAGAUUGCCGCCCAAGUUCCGGGAAGAACAUGGGUUGAAGUGAAGAAACAUUACGAGGAUUUGGUUCAUGAUGUCGGAGAAAUUGACUCAGGGCGAGUUCAGUUGCCGAGUUAUGAGGAUGAGUGGGGGAUGGACUCAGCAGGUGGUUGGGGUUCUGUUACUGAGUCUGGGACGAGUCAAGUAUGGUUUGGGUCUAAAGGGAAGGAGAAGGAGACAUCAGAGAGAAGGAAAGGAGUCCCUUGGACAGAAGAAGAGCACAGGUUGUUUCUGAUUGGAUUGCAAAAAUAUGGGAAGGGAGAUUGGAGAAGCAUUUCAAGAAAUGCUGUAGUAUCAAGAACGCCAACCCAAGUGGCAAGCCAUGCCCAGAAAUAUUUUCUUCGAUUGAACUCGGUUAAGAAAGAUAAGAAGAGGCCUAGCAUUCAUGAUAUUACCACUAGUGCCACUGCCACAAGCUCAUUGGGCCAAGCAAAUAAUCCAAAUUGGACUCAUGAUUUAAUGGACCCAAACACCUUCAAUGAUCCAGAAAGCCCAUCUGCUUAUAAUGGUUUUGGGUUUCCAAUGUAAUUAAAGUCUUAAAAAGUCCCAAAAAAAAAAAAAAAAAAAAAGAGAGUAAAGAGUUCUGAAAAAGUUAGAGCAUUAAGUCUAAAUAAGAUGUAAUAGAAUAUGUAAACAAAUGUAUGUUAUCCACUAAAAUGUUUUAUUUAAAAAAAAAAAAAUCAUUUUCAAGAGGGCUGGUA
This is a messenger RNA of Jatropha curcas, 991 nucleotides long. The record is from RefSeq and is a predicted model, not a curated record. Lineage: Eukaryota; Viridiplantae; Streptophyta; Magnoliopsida; Malpighiales; Euphorbiaceae.